Carassius auratus (goldfish) is the source of this 3285-nucleotide messenger RNA. RefSeq names its product NLR family CARD domain-containing protein 3-like. Gene Ontology annotation, molecular function: protein binding. The transcript has 8 exons. The record is from RefSeq and is a predicted model, not a curated record. Lineage: Eukaryota; Metazoa; Chordata; Actinopteri; Cypriniformes; Cyprinidae. The coding region runs from base 62 to 2506 and encodes 814 amino acids.
GACGCGCAGGUGACUCGACGCUGCAGAGACAGAGUAAGUGCUGGAGAUCUCACUCUUCAUCAUGAAUCACACACAAACACCCCGACAUCAGGAUUUCUCUCCAGGAUGCAGUUCAGUUGAUCAGAAGAGAUCAGAAGCAGAGCCCAGCUGUGUGUCUAUGAAGAGUGCUGAUUCUUUGCAUCAACCAGUUAAUUUUAUGAACACUGACGAGUCUAUACAUCAUCCACAAAACCUCAGUUCAGUUCAUCAGAAGAGAUCAGAAGCAGAGCCCAGCUGUGUGUCUCUGAGGAGUGAUGAUUCUUCGCCUUGUCCACUUAAUUUUAACAGCAGUAACACAAGGCAAGAAGUCCUCAAGACGUUCAGAUCAAAUCUGCAGCAGAAGUUUGAGCGUCUGUAUGAGGGAACAGCGACACAGAGAAACUCAACACUCCUGAAUGAGAUCUACACAGAGCUCUACAUCACAGAGAGUGAGAGUGGAGAGAUCAGUAAUGAACAUGAGGUGAGACAGAUUGAGACACAAUCCAGGAGACCAGCAACAGAGGACACAGCCAUCAAAUGCAGUGACAUCUUUUCACCUUUACCUGGACAAGACAAAGCCAUCAGAACUGUGCUGACAAAGGGAGUCGCUGGCAUUGGAAAAACAGUCUCUGUGCAGAAGUUGAUCCUGGACUGGGCUGAAGGGAAAGAGAAUCAGGACGUCCAGCUCAUAUUUCCACUUCCUUUCAGAGAAAUCAAUCUGAUGAAGGACAAAACACUCAGUCUUUCAGAUCUUCUUCAUGUGUUUUUCCCUGAAACUAAAGAAAUGGAAAUAUCCAGUGAUGAAUAUAAAGUGUUGUUCAUCUUUGAUGGUCUGGAUGAGUGUCGUCUGUCUCUGGACUUUAAGAGUGAAGUGAAACUGUGUAAUAUAUCUGAAUCAGCCUCAGUGGACGAGCUGCUGAUGAACCUCAUUGUGGGGAAUCUGCUUCCCUCUGCUCUCAUCUGGAUCACCUCCAGACCAGCAGCAGCUGAUCUCAUCCCGUCUGAGUGUGUCCAUCGAGUGACAGAGGUACGAGGCUUUACUGAGCCACAGAAGGAGGAAUACUUCAGGAAGAGAAUCAGUGAUCAGAGUCUGGCUGACAGGAUCAUCUCACACCUGAAGUCCUCAAGGAGCCUCUACAUCAUGUGCCACAUCCCAGUCUUCUGCUGGAUCUCAGCCGCUGUUCUGGAGAAGAUGUUGAGUCGAGCAGAGAGUGGAGAGAUUCCCAAGACUCUCACUCAGAUGCACACACACUUCCUGAUCCUUCAGACCAACAUCAAACAUGAGAAGGACUAUGAGAAGAAGGUGACAGAUGAAGACAUGAUCCUCAAACUGGGGAAAGUGGCUUUUGAGCAUCUUGUGAAAGGAAACCUGAUCUUCUAUGAGGAAGACCUGAGAGAGUGUGGUAUUGAUGUGACAGAAGCAUCAGUGUACUCAGGAUUGUGCACUCAGAUCUUCAGAGAGGAGCUGGGCUUGUAUCAGGGGAAAGUCUUCUGCUUUGUUCAUCUGAGCAUUCAGGAACAUCUAGCAGCUCUAUAUGUGCACCUCUCCUGGACAAACCACAACAGAAAUGUGAUUGACAAGUUCACCAAACAGAGUUUACUGUCUAAAGUGAAGAAACAGUUUAAACUCAGUUCAUCAGAACAUGUUUCAUUAUCUGAGCUGCAUCAGAGAGCUGUGAAAGAGACUCUACACAGUAAAAAUGGACAUCUGGAUCUUUUCCUGCGGUUCCUUCUAGGUUUGUCAGUGGAGUCUCAUCAGAUUCUCCUUCAACGAAUAAUGAAGCUGAAAAGCAGCAGCUCUGAAAGCAAUGAGGAAACAGUUGAGUACAUCAAGAAUAAGAUCAGGACCAUUGAGUCUCCAGAGAAAUCCAUCAAUCUGUUCCACUGUCUGAAUGAACUGGGUGAUCGUUCACUAGUGGAGGAAAUACAACAGUAUCUGAAAUCUGGAGGAAUAAAAGAAGCCAAUCUCUCUUCAUCUCAGUGGUCAGCUUUAGUUUUUGUGUUGUUGACAUCAGAAGAGGAACUGAAUGAAUUUUGUCUUGAUAAAUUUGUUAAAGAAAAGAAUAAUCCUGAAAAUAUGAAAGUUCUUCAGAAGUUGCUGCCUGUGAUUAAAGAAUCCAGAUCAGUUCAGUUGUAUAAUUGUGGUGUCACAGAUAAAGGUUGUGCUGCUCUGACUUCAGCUCUGAGAUCAAACCCCUCACACCUGAGAGAACUGGAUCUGUCUGGGAAUAAACUAAGAGAUACAGUGAAGCUGCUUUCUGAUGUACUACAGGAUCCUCACUGUAAACUGGAGAAACUGGGGUUGAGUGAUUGUGGCGUCACAGAUGAAGGUUGUUCUGCUCUGACUUCAGCUCUGAGAUCAAACCCCUCACACCUGAGAGAACUGGAUCUGUCUCACAAUAAACUAAGAGAUUCAGUGAAGCUGCUUUCUGAUGUACUACAGGAUCCUCAGUGUAAACUGGAGAAAAUGUGGACUCUCAGUGUUUAGACGUCAGUUCAGUUUCCUCAGGAUCAGCUGAUGGUGAAUAAGGAGCCGCUUCAGAGACGUCACAGACACACAAUCAACACAGACUGUGUGAUGGGGACACAAGAAUUUAGAGAUGUUCAUUUCGGUUCAUUUUCCUGACCGACUCCUAACAAUCAUUAACCAAUGAUUGACUGUUGACAAAAUUAGAAUGUUACAUUAGAUUUAAAUUAAAUUGGAAUGAAUAUGUUUAUGUGACCCAUUGAAAGUGAACCCUUUACAGUUUAUAUUAAUGUCUUAUUAUUAUCUGUAUGACCAAAACUCAUUUUCACUGUAAUAAGGAAAAAUCAAGUGAUUGCACACGGAUCUCAUGGGGAACAUUUGUAUUCAUGCAGAAUGAGAUGUUGAUAUAUUUCUCUUUAAAUACUUUUCAUUUAUUUCUAAAUGUUUAUAUGUUGUUUAUAACAAAUAAUUUUAUAGCUGCUUAUAUUUUCUGCUUUGUGUUUUACUCUGUUCUGAAUACCGUAAAAUUUAAAGGAUUCGCACAUUAUUUUUUUUUUUUCUCUCAACACAAUUUUGACUGAUGAUGUGUACAGCAGAUAUUUUAAAUGUAAUUUUUAUCCAUGCAGCAAAUGUUUAAAAAAAGCUUUGGGGAGAAAAAAGUUUUUAACCUUUAUGGGUAGCUUAAUGUAAAACAUUGUCAUGAAUUUGCAAACCAAUGUACAACCAGCUGGGAACAAAACAGCUCACUGUAAUUGACUAAAUUCAGAUUGCUGUUAGAACAUGUAUUGCAAAUUAAUAAA